AUGAAGUCCAUAAGCAAACCUGACAAGGACCACGCCCAUGUGGACGAUGUGGAGACAGAGGCUCUCCCUUCUGAUCUCAACCCGACAGAAGAGCGCAAGGUAGUCUGGAAGUGCGAUUUACAUGUCGUGCCGAUUCUAAUGCUGCUCUAUCUGCUUGCCUUCUUGGACCGCAUCAAUAUCGGAAAUGCGCGCUUACAGGGUCUCGAAAAUGAUUUGCAAAUGAAAGGAGGGCAGUACAACUACGCUCUGUUUAUCUUCUUCAUACCCUACAUUCUUUGCGAGGUACCAUGUAACUUGAUCAUGAAGAAGCUUGCUCCGUCUACUUGGCUAAGUGGAAUCAUGGUGGCAUGGGGUUGUGUUACUAUCGGCCAAGGGUUUGUCCAGAGUUGGUCUGCCUUGAUGGCAUGUCGCUUUCUACUGGGCAUCUUUGAGGCAGGCUUCUUACCUGGCUGUGUUUAUUUAAUAUCGACUUAUUAUAAGCGUUUUGAACUCCAAUGGCGAUUGAACCUUUUUUUCAGUGCCAGUAUCAUAUCCGGGGCUAUCAGUGGAUUACUAGCAUAUGGGCUGUCAUAUAUGGAGGGAGUCCGUGGAUAUUCGUCAUGGCGGUGGAUCUUCAUCCUUGAAGGGAUCGCCACUGUGGUGGUUGGGUUGAUCGCUAAAUUGCUGAUUGUGGAUUGGCCUGAGAAGGCAAAGUUCCUCACUGAAAGAGAACGAACAAUUCUUAUUGCGCGUUUACAAUCCGAGAACGACUCAUUCCCCAUGAAUCGAUUGGAUCAAGCCGCGGUCUGGAGAAUUCUGGGAGAUAAGAAAAUCUACUUAGGGAUAAUCAUGUACUUGGGUGCUUUGAACACAGGCUAUGCAGCUUCGUUCUUCAUUCCCUCAAUUCUUCGAGAUAUGGGCUGGACUUCCUUGAUGGCACAGGUUAUGAGCAUCCCCAUUUAUAUCGUGGCAGCAAUUAUGACCAUUGGAACCGCUUAUAUGAGCGACAAGAUGAGACACCGGUUUGGAUUUGUCAUAGCUGGCUGUGGUAUCGCAACCGUGGGAUAUGUCAUCUUGCUUGCACAACGAUCGGUUCCCGUCGGCGCAAAGUACUUUGCCCUCUUUGCCGUCACGGGUGGUGGUUUCAUUGCCCAGCCCAUUCUCAUCGGAUGGCUGAGUAACAACAUCAGUGGACAUUACAAGAAAGCCAUUGCGACUGCAAUGCAGAUUGGAUUCGGAAAUUGUGGCGGUUUCGUUGCUAGCAACGUAUUCCUGUCAUCUGAGUCACCUUUCUAUGUGACAGGCUAUGCAACGAGCUUGUCAUUGAUUUGGCUGUGCUUGAUAGCCGCCGUGGUACUGUUUUUGCUGCUCUGGAACGAAAACAGGCGUAGGGAGCAGGGGGCGCGUGAUCAUCGGUUGGCCCUUGAAUACGAGGAAUUGCAGAACAUGGGGGAUGAUCAUCCGGGAUUCCGGUUCUCGUACUAA
Molecule: messenger RNA, 1464 nt
Organism: Penicillium brevicompactum
Lineage: Eukaryota; Fungi; Ascomycota; Eurotiomycetes; Eurotiales; Aspergillaceae
Exons: 5
Coding region: 1-1464 (487 amino acids)
Biological process (GO): transmembrane transport
Cellular component (GO): membrane
Molecular function (GO): transmembrane transporter activity
Source: RefSeq, a predicted model, not a curated record